GUUUGCAUAAAUUUGAGGUUAUGCUUAUGGUGUACUUAACCUCUUGUUCUCAUUUUGUGAAUGUAAAUAUUUAGGGAAAAAUACGGUAUUUAAGAAAAGCAAAAACGUAUAUGCUAUUUUGAAUUUUGCAAUAUAGCUUAUUAUUAAUAGUAAAUGUUAAGGUCCUCCUAGGUUUAUAUCUGCAAAAUGAUCUCACUAAGAAUAUUGAAUGGAUGUCAUCCAACUCAAUUGCAAAAAACAUUUAAGGAUUGUAAACGUUUGAGUAAAAAAUGUUUUUGUACUUCAAAUGAGGAUGACGAAUGUAGCGAAACAAAAGAUACAGUAUAUUCAAACAAAAUAGGAUCAGUUACAGCAAUACACAUCAACAGACCUGAUAAGAGAAACUGUUUGGAUUUUCAGACAGCGGUUAAGUUGAAAGAAGCCCUGAAUUCGUUCAAUAGUGAUGAUGAAUCUAAAGUUGCCAUCUUGUGUGGAGAAGGUGGUAACUUUUGCUCAGGACUGGAUUGCAAUGAGUUAGCAUCCGAUUCUUCAUUUCAGAAGAAGUUUCAGGACUUGAGAAUUCUGGAUGAGUUUUCGAGGAAGCCAUUGGUGGCGGCAGUAAACGGGUUUGCCGUUGGAGAAGGCUUCGACCUGGCACUGUGGUGCGACCUCAGAGUUGUCGAGGACACCGCCCUUUUCGGCUAUUUUAAUAGAAGACUGGGAGUUCCUGUCUCUGAUAAUUGUGUUAAACGCUUAGAAGGGUUGGUUGGCAGAGUUAGAGCAAUGGAUUGGAUUCUUACAGCUCGAGCAGUAAGAAGUAGAGAAGCUCUGAAUUGUGGGAUUGCCAGUAGACUUGUUGCCUGUGGAACAUCAUUUGGCCAAUCUCAUUCAUUAGCCAAGGUGGUGGAAAAGUUCCCAGUUCACUCGGUGUUGAUGGAUCGAAUAAAUCUUCAAAUGAAUCUAUUUCCAAUAGAAGAACAACAACGAAUGCUUGCAAUGAAGUCAGAAAUACAACCUAAAGUUCUUGAGGAAACAAUGCGUGGUGCAAGGGACUUCCUGUGUGGAUAUGGAAGGCAUGGAACGACAUCAACCGCAACCAAUGUCAAAAAGAAGGCGGGGCUACAGUAAUACUGCCCUCAAUCAGCAAAUGGAGAAAUCAUUAUUAAAAAUGGGCUACCUCUGGAGUAUCUAGGCGCUUUGUUCUCAGUUUGCGUCUUGAGGCAAACGCGGCCUUGAGCAACUGGGAUAUCGACAGAUGGCUUUUGACGCUCA
Messenger RNA from Nilaparvata lugens (brown planthopper), 1251 nucleotides. Its product is annotated as probable enoyl-CoA hydratase echA6. Bases 187 to 1107 code for a protein of 306 amino acids. The transcript has 8 exons. The record is from RefSeq and is a predicted model, not a curated record. NCBI's taxonomy places the organism in Eukaryota, Metazoa, Arthropoda, Insecta, Hemiptera, Delphacidae.